This is a messenger RNA of Venustampulla echinocandica, 1206 nucleotides long. RefSeq lists its product as uncharacterized. The record is from RefSeq and is a predicted model, not a curated record. Gene Ontology annotation, cellular component: membrane. Gene Ontology annotation, biological process: transmembrane transport. The coding region runs from base 1 to 1206 and encodes 401 amino acids. Gene Ontology annotation, molecular function: transmembrane transporter activity. The transcript is spliced from 6 exons. Lineage: Eukaryota; Fungi; Ascomycota; Leotiomycetes; Helotiales; Pleuroascaceae.
AUGCUUCUGAAGAAGUUCAAGCCCUCGGUUUGGAUUCCAACUAUCGCCGUCGCAUGGGGAAUCGUCAUGGUCUGCCAUGGAUUUGUCCACAACUACGCUGGCUUGUUAGCGUGUCGACUCGUCCUUGGUAUCCCAGAAGCAGGAAUCUUCCCCGCUUGCUCGUACUACGUGACGAUGUGGUACCCUCGAGCAGAAGCACAGUACCGGACAGCACUAUUUUACGGUGCUGCCUCACUCGCUGGUGCUUUCUCUGGCUUACUUGCUUACUGCAUCUCCCUAAUGGAUGGCGUUGGAGGAUACGGAGGGUGGCAAUGGAUUUUCAUUCUCGAGGGGGCAGCUACAGUUCUUUGUGGCUUGGUGGCAUGGUUUUUCAUUCACGACUCCCCGAAUGGCGCAAAGUGGCUCGAUCAAGAUGAGAAAGACUACAUUAACGCCCAGCUUGCCUACGACGGAAACAGCUCAGGCAAUGCCUUGCAGGAGGGACGAAAGAAGGUGUCCUACAUCAAAGAAGCUUUCUGUGAUUGGCAGAUUUACCUCAGCUCCAUGAUCUACAUCGGAAUCUCAACUAGCACGUAUGGCCUCGUUUUUGGCCUACCCACAAUUAUUAACAAUCUGGGCUACACCGCUCGCAUCGCCCAGCUCCUCACUGUCCCCCCCUACGCCACCGCCUGCGUUCUCACCAUCGUCGUGGCCCACUUCUCCGACAAGUACAAGAAGCGUGGAGUCUUCAUCAUUGGCAGCCUCACUGCCUCGGCCAUCGGCUUCACCCUCGCCAUCGCCACCUCCGACCGCAAAGACCUCUCCGGCGUAACCUACGCCGGAGUCUUCAUCGCUUGCUGCGGCUUCUAUCCCGCGUUCCCAGGUGUCAUUGCUUGGCUUGCUAAUAAUCUUGCUGGCUCGUAUAAGCGUGCUGUUGGAAUGGGGUUGCAAAUUUCGCUGGGCAACACUGGCGGUUUGAUCGGGUCGAAUAUUUUCCGCGCCCGGGACGCACCAGCAUACAGACCUGGUUACGGCAUCUCGAUUGGCUUCAUUGUGAUGUCUGCCGCAGCCGCGGUGCUAAUGAUCACCAUCCUGGACAGGAUCAACAAGAAGCGCGAGGCGGCGGUGGAAGAGAUGGGUGGAGAGGCAAUUCUCAUAGAGGAGAAAGGAGAGUGGAAUCUUACAGAGAUGGGCGAUCGUAGCCCCCUAUUUAGGUAUAUCUUGUAG